Molecule: messenger RNA, 5032 nt
Organism: Carlito syrichta (Philippine tarsier)
Lineage: Eukaryota; Metazoa; Chordata; Mammalia; Primates; Tarsiidae
Gene: PTK2
Product: protein tyrosine kinase 2
Exons: 39
Coding region: 552-3974 (1140 amino acids)
Biological process (GO): signal complex assembly; protein phosphorylation
Cellular component (GO): focal adhesion; cytoskeleton
Molecular function (GO): ATP binding; protein tyrosine kinase activity
Source: RefSeq, a predicted model, not a curated record
GAAUGGUUUAGCACCAGGCUUCCCAUGAACGUGUGGUCAUGACGGGUUCUGAAGCCGCAGAGCUGAAGAAGACUGCCAUUGCCAUUGUUCUUGGAAUCUUGCUGCUUACUUGGAGGAAGAGACCGACAGAUAAGGCAAGAUUUAAGGUUCUCUUUGACUACUAUGGAAAGAGGAAAGAGAAACUAGGAGUAUUUUUUUUUAAUUGUCAUUUGCUUCACAAAGUUAUUGUGGCCUUCUAAACUGCAAAACUGGGGCUCCUUUGCAUCUUCCAGUUACAAUUUCAGUGCCUUCCUCAGCUUCCCCAGAGUUCCUCAAGAGUAAUGGAAGGGAGAUUGCGGAAGCAUGAGAAGAUUCUGUAACUGAGAGGCAUUCUUCAAGCUACUGGAAAAUAUUACAGAAGGAACACCUCCCAAAUUUUGCUUCAAGCUCUGAAAAAAAGGAGCACACAGGGGAAGCUUAGUGUUGCUUGUGGAUCGAAGCAAAUACUAUUGGAGCGAUGAACUGGGACUUUGUGUGCGGACUCCUGGCUUGAUCUUUAUAGGACUGGGUGCAUGUUGUUGGAACUGGCAGGCCAAGAGGCCCUGAAACCAGCAGGUGCCAUCUAUAUGGAGAAAAGCGGCUGUAGUCCAUUUCCAAUGUGUUGGGCUAAAGAAUAUGACAGAUACUUAGCAUCUAGCAAAAUAAUGGCAGCUGCUUACCUUGACCCAAACUUGAAUCACACACCAAAUUCAAGUACAAAGACUCACCUGGGUACUGGCAUGGAGCGUUCCCCUGGUGCGAUGGAGCGAGUAUUAAAGGUCUUUCAUUAUUUUGAAAGCAAUAGUGAGCCAACCACCUGGGCCAGUAUUAUCAGACAUGGAGAUGCUACUGAUGUCAGGGGCAUCAUUCAGAAGAUAGUGGACAGUCACAAAGUAAAGCAUGUGGCCUGCUAUGGAUUCCGCCUCAGUCAUCUGCGGUCAGAGGAGGUUCACUGGCUUCACGUGGAUAUGGGCGUCUCCAGUGUGAGGGAGAAGUAUGAGCUUGCCCACCCACCAGAGGAGUGGAAAUAUGAAUUGAGAAUUCGUUAUUUGCCAAAAGGAUUUCUAAACCAGUUUACUGAAGACAAGCCAACUUUGAAUUUCUUCUAUCAACAGGUGAAGAGCGAUUAUAUGUUAGAGAUAGCUGAUCAAGUGGACCAGGAGAUUGCUUUGAAGUUGGGUUGUCUAGAAAUACGGCGAUCGUAUUGGGAAAUGCGGGGCAAUGCACUAGAAAAGAAGUCUAACUAUGAAGUAUUAGAAAAAGAUGUUGGUUUAAAGCGAUUUUUUCCUAAGAGUUUACUGGAUUCUGUCAAGGCCAAAACACUAAGAAAAUUGAUCCAACAAACAUUUAGACAGUUUGCCAACCUUAAUAGAGAAGAAAGUAUUCUGAAAUUCUUUGAGAUCCUCUCUCCAGUGUACAGAUUUGAUAAGGAAUGCUUCAAGUGUGCUCUUGGUUCGAGCUGGAUUAUUUCAGUGGAACUGGCAAUCGGCCCAGAAGAAGGAAUCAGUUACCUAACAGACAAGGGCUGCAAUCCCACACAUCUGGCCGACUUCAAUCAAGUGCAGACCAUUCAGUAUUCAAACAGUGAAGACAAGGACAGAAAAGGAAUGCUACAACUAAAAAUAGCAGGUGCACCUGAGCCACUGACAGUGACGGCACCAUCCCUAACCAUUGCAGAGAAUAUGGCGGACCUGAUAGAUGGGUACUGCCGGCUGGUGAAUGGAGCCUCGCAGUCAUUUAUCAUCAGACCCCAGAAAGAAGGAGAACGGGCUUUACCAUCAAUACCAAAGUUGUCCAAUAGUGAAAAGCAAGGCAUGCGGACACACGCAGUCUCUGUGUCAGGAGUCAGUCACUGCCAACAUAAAGUUAAGAAAGCUAGGCGCUUUCUCCCUUUGGUCUUCUGUUCCCAUGAUCCUCCUUCUACGGAUGAAAUUAGUGGGGACGAAACAGAUGAUUAUGCUGAGAUUAUAGAUGAAGAAGAUACUUAUACUAUGCCCUCAAAAAGCUAUGGAAUAGAUGAAGCCAGGGAUUAUGAGAUUCAAAGAGAAAGAAUAGAACUUGGACGAUGUAUUGGAGAAGGCCAGUUUGGAGAUGUACAUCAAGGUGUUUACAUGAGUCCAGAGAAUCCAGCUUUGGCGGUUGCAAUUAAAACAUGUAAAAACUGUACUUCGGACAGCGUGAGAGAGAAGUUCCUUCAAGAAGCCUUAACAAUGCGUCAGUUUGAUCAUCCUCAUAUUGUGAAGCUGAUUGGAGUCAUCACAGAGAAUCCCGUCUGGAUAAUCAUGGAGCUAUGCACACUUGGCGAGCUGAGAUCAUUUUUACAAGUAAGAAAAUACAGUUUGGAUCUAGCAUCUUUGAUCCUGUAUGCCUAUCAACUGAGCACAGCUCUUGCAUAUCUAGAGAGCAAAAGAUUUGUACACAGGGAUAUUGCUGCUCGGAAUGUUCUGGUGUCCUCAAAUGAUUGUGUAAAAUUAGGAGACUUUGGAUUAUCACGAUAUAUGGAGGACAGUACUUACUACAAAGCUUCCAAAGGAAAAUUGCCUAUUAAAUGGAUGGCGCCAGAGUCAAUCAAUUUUCGACGGUUUACCUCAGCUAGUGACGUAUGGAUGUUUGGUGUGUGUAUGUGGGAGAUACUGAUGCAUGGUGUGAAGCCUUUUCAAGGAGUGAAGAACAAUGAUGUGAUCGGUCGAAUUGAAAAUGGGGAAAGAUUACCAAUGCCUCCAAAUUGUCCUCCUACCCUCUACAGCCUUAUGACGAAAUGCUGGGCCUACGACCCCAGCAGGCGACCCAGGUUUACAGAACUUAAAGCUCAGCUCAGCACAAUCCUGGAGGAAGAGAAGGCUCAGCAAGAAGAGCGCAUGAGGAUGGAGUCUAGAAGACAGGCCACAGUGUCCUGGGACUCCGGAGGGUCUGACGAAGCGCCACCCAAGCCCAGCAGACCUGGUUAUCCUAGCCCGAGGUCCAGUGAAGGAUUUUAUCCCAGUCCACAGCACAUGGUACAGACCAAUCAUUACCAGGUUUCUGGCUACCCCGGUUCACAUGGAAUCACAGCCAUGGCUGGCAGCAUCUACCCAGGUCAGGCAUCUCUUUUGGACCAAACAGAUUCAUGGAAUCAUAGACCUCAGGAGAUAGCAAUGUGGCAGCCCAAUAUGGAGGACCCUGCAGCAUUGGACCUGCGAGGAAUUGGACAGGUUUUGCCAACCCACCUGAUGGAAGAGCGGCUGAUUCGACAGCAACAGGAAAUGGAAGAAGAUCAGCGCUGGCUGGAAAAAGAGGAGAGAUUUCUGAAACCUGAUGUGAGGCUCUCUCGAGGCAGCAUCGACAGGGAAGAUGGAAGUCUUCAGGGCCCGACGGGAAACCAACACAUCUAUCAGCCUGUGGGUAAACCAGAUCCUGCAGCUCCACCAAAGAAACCGCCUCGCCCUGGAGCCCCCGGUCAUCUGGGUAGCCUUGCCAGUCUCAGCAGCCCUGGGGACAGUUACAACGAGGGCGUAAAGCCAUGGAGGCUUCAGCCCCAGGAAAUCAGUCCCCCUCCUACUGCCAACCUGGACCGGUCCAAUGACAAGGUGUAUGAAAACGUGACAGGCCUGGUGAAAGCUGUUAUUGAGAUGUCCAGUAAAAUCCAGCCAGCCCCGCCAGAGGAAUAUGUUCCUAUGGUGAAGGAAGUCGGCUUGGCCCUGAGGACAUUAUUGGCCACCGUGGAUGAGACCAUUCCAGUCCUACCAGCCAGCACCCACCGAGAGAUUGAGAUGGCACAGAAACUAUUGAACUCUGACCUGGGUGAGCUCAUCAACAAGAUGAAACUGGCCCAGCAGUACGUCAUGACCAGCCUCCAGCAAGAGUACAAAAAGCAAAUGCUAACUGCUGCUCAUGCCCUGGCUGUGGACGCCAAAAACUUACUCGAUGUCAUUGACCAAGCAAGACUGAAAAUGCUUGGGCAGACGAGACCGCACUGAGCCUCCCCUGGGAGCACCUCUUGCUAUCCUCCUUGAAGAUGUUCUCUAGCCUUCCACCAGCAGCGAGGAAUUAACCCUGUGUCCUCAGUCGCCAGCACUUACAGCUCCAACUUUUUUGAGUGACAUCUGGUUGAAAAUAUUCUCUCAUAAGUUUAACCACAUUUUGAUUUGGGAUCAUUUUUUGUUUUUAUCAAUCAUGAUAUUCAGAAAAGUCUGGGAUCCAAAAUGUGGCAUUUUCUGAGAAUUAAAUUGUACAUAUGAAGCUUUUAAGAAUCAUGACGAAUAGUUUGUGUUCACGUUAGGAUAUGUUCUAAUGGGGAUGGCCAAGGGAUGACAUCUUAAUUCCUGAACUACCUUAGCUGCACAGUGGAAGAGGAGAGCAUGAAGUGAAGAAUUCCGGGAAACCCACGAGGCUGAGAAUUCUUUUGACUACCGUAGAAUUAUUAUCCAGACUGGAAUUUUUGUUUGUUAGAACACCCUUCAGUUGCAAUAUGCUAAUCCCACUUUACAAAGAAAGAAUAUAAAAGCUAUAUUUUGAAGACUUGAGUCAUUUCAGAAAAAAACUACAACUCUUUUUGCCUUUCCUGCCUUUUACUUUCAUGUGGAGAUGUGAAGCAUUUGGUUGGAAACUAGCUGUAGAACACAACUAAAAACUCUUGUCUUUUUUCACCAGAAUAAUGUGCCAGUUUUUUGUAGCAAUGUUAUUUCUCUUGGAAGCAGAAAUGCUUUGUACCAGAGCACCUCCAAACUGCAUUGAGAAGUUCCAGAAUCAUCCUGUUUUCCAUUUUUAUAUAAUUUAUAAAGAAAGAUUAAAGCCAUGUUGACUAUUUUACAGCCACUGGAGUUAACUAACCCUUCAUUGUGUCUGUCUUCCCAGGAGAGAGUUAAAACAGAGGGAUUUGGUUUUCUUUUGAUAGCCAGUUAUACCAUCCAUUCUGUUAAAUAAUUUUGAAAACUAUACCCUCCCUUUAGUUUGUUGGGGGAUAUAAAUUAUUCUCAGGAAGAAUAUAAUGAACUGUACAGUUACUUUGACCUAUUAAAAAGGUGUUACCAGUAAA